Molecule: messenger RNA, 1309 nt
Organism: Eruca vesicaria subsp. sativa (arugula)
Lineage: Eukaryota; Viridiplantae; Streptophyta; Magnoliopsida; Brassicales; Brassicaceae
Source: the annotation of a GenBank genome assembly
AUGGGUAACAGUUUAGGUGGAAAGAAAACGACCAAGAUCAUGAAGAUAGAUGGCGAGACUUUUAAACUGAAAACUCCCGUGACGGCUGAAGAGGUCCUGAGAGAUUAUCCCGGCCACGUUUUGUUAGAGUCUGAAUCCGUCAAGCACUAUGGUGCUAGAGCCAAACCACUUGAGGCUAAGCAGAUGUUGAAGGCGAAGCGGCUGUAUUUCGUGGUGGAACCGGUGAAGGAGUGUCCACCAAGAAGGGCAAGGUCGGUGAUUCACAUGACUGCGCAAGAGAGGCUUGAGAACCUCAUGCUUGCUCGGAGAUCUUCUUCGGAUAUCUCCGCACUCAAACCCCCAGGAAAAUGGAAGACCAAGGAGGAGGAGGAGGAAGAAGGAGGAGCAGCGAGGGUGAAGCUGAGGAUUCCCAAGGCGGAGAUAGAAAGACUCGUUAAAGAAGGAGCUACGGAGGCGGAGGCAACGCAGAAGAUCGCUGCUCUCUUUAUGGCAAAAAAGAACCAUGACGAAGCACGUCAGAAGACGCUCCAACGUGGUGUUGACGGAGGAGAUGAGCCCGCCAGUGCUGUAGCCACAGCCGCCGCAACGAGAGGAGUCAAAUCUUGUCUGAAACGAGUGAGUUUUAUGGCUGAAAAAGGAGGAAACGAGAUCACAGUUGCUUAAUGCUGAACCAAUAAAGACAAAUACGUAUAUGUAUGUAUAAUAGACUGCUUCCCAUCGUUCCUGCUUUGUACAUAAAAGCAAGAGAGUUUGAUAAGGAGCUAUUGAAUGAAUACUUCAUCCAUGUCCCCACUCUGUAGCUAGACUCAAGAAGAAUGUCAUCUUUCUUUCUUCUAUCUAACACAUAUACGUCUGUCUCGACAAUCCCAUUGAUCAACUCUACCACAUCUUUAAGCAUUUUGACAUCAACGUGUCCAUUCUCUAAUGGUACAACCAUAUUCUCCAGCGCAGUAUUCUUGUCAACCUAGUCUUGAAUCUACCAACAAAGUCUUAACACUUUCUCAAGCGUCCGUGUAUCCACCUUCAAGAAGAGACAUAAAGUGAUAUGUACUUGUUUCCCCUCAAAACUUGCCGUGACUAAGGAUGUGAAAGCUUUUAAGACUUACCUCCACAUCCAUUUAAAGAUUCUUUUGCUCAUGAUAUUCAUCCACAAUUUAAUGGCAUUCACUAUACCUCCUCCAGCUGGUAAUAUUUGGUUAUCUUCUAUCACCACCUUGUCAAAUAAUCCCUUCCUAUCUUCCCUCUAUCAAUCAGCACCUAAGUUCGAUAAGAAAGCUCAUCCUCUGCAUAAACUUGAACACAAUUCUUU